AGCACAAAAACCGAUGCCUCAACUACUGCUGGUGCANGCCUCGAACGAAACAGCUCAACAAGAACCAGAUGUUCAAGAGACCGAAUCGACUUCGCAACCANNCCCAACAAUGACUCUUCCGACUCUGGCAGUCAUGAUCAUGAGAUGAGCGAAGAAAAGAUCAAGCAGGACCCUUACACCUACAUCAUGAACUGUGCCCCUCGUUUCGAGUUCAAGGAACGCUACCGCCUACAUCACCUAGACGACGAUGACCUCGACUUAGACCAAGCAGACAAACUAUUCGCCAAAGAACACAAUGAAAGAAAGUGUGCUUGCUUUGACAAGAGCCGCACUGAUGGCUGGUCCAUGAUGCGAAAGGCCUUUGCAAGAAAGAUGGAUGCAGAGACUAUUGAGAUUCCGCACCGCAACCCCGACUACUUCAACAUGUACGUCUAUAAUGACUUCGCUGGUUACGGUUACCAGGAAGUGGUCGAAAACAACGUGGCCGAGUUCAACAAGAUCUUGAACAGCAAGGAUGGCAAAACCGAGGAGCUUUGGACUAUCCUCGAGUCAAUGGUCUACUGGAUCGUCGAAGACCCGAGUUAUUCAUGGCAUGGAAUCGACGAUGGUGAACGCUCAUGGUUGACAUACAGUCUGCUCGGCUUCAUGUUCUUGGCCGGAUUAAAUCGCAUUGAUCAAGACGGUGACUUGAAGCCUGAUUCCAAGUACAAAGACCUCUCAUUGGUCAUGUCUCUUUGGGUGAAAGCAGCCAACGACAUGGGUACAGAUGUAGAAGAUCCUCUCGACGAUGGCAAGGGUUGUGACUCGGACCUCGGUGAUUAUGCCGGCUUCAACCUACAAUGGUUCCGCUACCUCCUCGCUCUUGCGAAAGAGGCUGGUAUCNCCCAAAAAGGUGUCACAGAUGUCGACGACGACGUCGAUGAGUGGUCUUCACAAAUCGAGGGCAAAGUCAAGUUGCCACCCAAAAAAGCGGACCGCUUUGGUUGGAAGACAAAGUACCAAAAGUAUACCAAACAAUAUGGGCGCGGUGGCAAAAUCGGCGGAACGCAUUUCCAGAUCACAAAAUGGACUCGCCAGGAAAGGGCAUCGCACGCCUUCGACAAGAAAGACCCCCUAGGAUAUGAAGAGAUCAAGGCAUUAAAGAACGGUAUGGUCUUGCAGAUGAUGUAA
Messenger RNA from Aureobasidium musti, 1170 nucleotides. The record is from the annotation of a GenBank genome assembly. NCBI's taxonomy places the organism in Eukaryota, Fungi, Ascomycota, Dothideomycetes, Dothideales, Saccotheciaceae.